Messenger RNA from Acipenser ruthenus (sterlet), 1696 nucleotides. Its product is annotated as neuralized-like protein 2. Lineage: Eukaryota; Metazoa; Chordata; Actinopteri; Acipenseriformes; Acipenseridae. The record is from RefSeq and is a predicted model, not a curated record. Bases 105 to 914 code for a protein of 269 amino acids. Gene Ontology annotation, biological process: intracellular signal transduction. Gene Ontology annotation, molecular function: ubiquitin protein ligase activity. The transcript has 2 exons.
UCAAACCAGACAGUGACAGGGGGACACACACACACAGGCAGGCAGGUCAAAAAUAGCAACAUCCACGGCACACAGUUACAGGCUCACAGCCCCCUGCAUAUAAGAUGGCUGCACUCUCCGGUCGUUACAUGGAGUUCCACGAGGUCCACGGGGCCAACGUGAGGAUAGACCCUACGGGAACGCAGGCCACCCGAGUGGAGAGCUUCGCCAACGGGGUCUGCUUCAGCAAACAGCCACUGCUGCCUGGGGAGCUCUUCCUCGUGGAGAUCGAGGAGAAGGAGCUUGGCUGGUGUGGCCACCUGAGGGUUGGGCUGACCGGCAUUGACCCCCGGAGCCUGGAGGUGGUGCCCGAAUACUCCCUCCCGGACCUGGUCAGCCUGGGCGACAGUUGGAUAUUCGCCAUCACCCGCAACCACAACCGGGCCCCUCCGGAGGAAGGGGAGGAGGAAGAGGGGGUGUCCCGCAGGUCCAAGGACUUCUUCACCGCCUCCCACCUGCAGAUCGGGAGCACGCGCAUCCCCAUGGACAAGCUGGUUGGGCGCAGCCGGCCCGGGAGGUUCAGCCACAUCCUGGACGACUUGUACAAGACCAACGCCUUGCCCCCCACAGCCCGCAGGAGCAGGAUCGGGGUGCUGUACGUGCCCAGGGCCCAGGGCACUGCCGACAUGCACAUCGUGAUCAACGGAGAGGACAUGGGGCCCUGCUCACGGGGGAUCCCCGCGCACCAGCCGCUCUACGCUGUGGUGGACGUCUUCGCAGCCACCAAGAGCGUGAGGGUCGUCCAGCUGGAGUACGGCUUUGCCUCCCUACAGACUCUGUGCCGGCAGAUCAUUCAGAAGCACGUUGUGCACAGGACAGCCAUCGCCUGGCUCGAUCUGCCUCAGCUUCUGAAGCACGUCUGCAUGUAUGAGUGAAGAAAGGGGAGCGCUAUACUCCACAGCUGAGCUGGGAUGGGUACGUCUGGGGGGGGGGGGGGCUCUCACUCUGCAGCCUUCCCUUAGAUUGUCUGGGGCUGGCUGGGGCUGGCUGCUAGGGUUCUGUUCAUUAUGUGAAUGAAGACUUUACAUUGAUGUGUGUGUGUCUGUGUGUGUGUGUGUGUGUGUGUGUGUGUGUGUGUGUGUGUGUGUGUGUGUGUGUGUGUGUGUGUGUGUUACAGCGUCUAAAAUAAAACAGGACAACUUGUGAAUGUGUUGUCUGGUUUUAUACCUGUGAAGUUACUGGUAAAGCAGGAUAAUUCGGUUCCCUUUUGAAGUUUUACUUUGUAAACUAUAAUUGCGUGUUGGAAAAUGUAUAUGCUUUCAAGGCCUUACUGUAUUCCUGUAUUUUGUCAUCUCCUAAUAAAACAUGACUUCUGCAUUCUGCUCAUGCAGUUUGAUGAUUUAAUUCAUUUUCAGUUUUACUAUAUAAUCAAUACAUUGAUGGGAUCGAAAGCCACAAACCACGUCCUCUUUCUCAGUUGCUAAGCGACCGUCCCACGUAACGCAGCAACGGCGUUAAGAACGUAACGUAAGUGUUUCGUCCUGCCAAUCAACGGUAAAAAGCAGGAGGCGCGUCAGAGAACGUCUUUGUGGAAGUCGAAGGACGUCGAGCUGCACGUAAUUUAGUAACGGCUUACAAUUUAAAUAAUUUACCAGAAAAAAAAGAAGAAACAGUCAACCAAGAAAGAGAAGAAGAUACGUUUUUAAGAAACUGCCGG